AUGAAUCUUCUUCCAACUGAAAUUCAACUAGAUAUAUUUAAAUAUCUCGAUUUCAAUCAAUUAUCAAAUAUUCAACAAACAAAUUUUUAUUUAAGUAAUUUUUUCAAAGAAUAUGCGGAUAAAUUGGCCCGGAAAAAAUUCUACGGACUUAGAGAUGUUUGUAUUGAUAAAAGCAAUUUAAAUCAAUAUAAUUUCUAUACACCAAAACCCGAACUUUAUGACUUGCAGUUAAGUAAAGAACUCGAGAAUAUGUGCAAAAGGGGAAUAGAAGAAUCUAUUCCUAUGUUUUUGGGUGAAGAUGAUACAACAAUAAAAUUUGUUGCUUGUAUAAUAAAAGAAAGUCACGAUUUCGAGCCAGAGAUCUAUUUGCGAUUUCCAAACUUUCCAAAAACUAUUGAAGAAAUGAAAAUUGCUUGUUAUCUAUUUAAGCUACUUUUUAACAGUUUCUUUGGAUUUGUUGAGUUUGACGAAGUUAUAUUUAAUCCACAAAUUAUUCAAUUAUUAUUUGAUGAAAAUAAAACAAAUAUACCUUUACAAAUUCAAUCUCGAAUUACUCAUCUAUCUGUUUACAAUGAAUUUGAUGACUGUUUAUUAAAAUUUAUAUUGGAUCAUCUAAAUUCUAAUGAAUUGGCCGUUACUCUUGAUCAGGACUCCAAUAUGGAACAAUGCAUAAAUAAUUUAUUUAAACUUUCAACAAAUGGAGGAAAUAAGUUUCCUUAUGUUUGUUAUAAGUUUAUUGAUCCAAAGCUUUGCAAUUUAAUUAUACAGGUUAUUCGAAAAAUUAAAAAUUUUGGAUUAAGUAUAAGAGAUUUUGUAAGGAAGAGAAAGAUCUAG
Meloidogyne enterolobii is the source of this 834-nucleotide messenger RNA. Lineage: Eukaryota; Metazoa; Nematoda; Chromadorea; Rhabditida; Meloidogynidae. The record is from the annotation of a GenBank genome assembly.